GCAUCCCUGCCUGCGCGGGCCUGGCAGUCCGGCGUGAGGCCGCGGCGGACUGCCCUUUCCCAAGAUGGCGUGGAAGAUCGGUUCCAGACGCUGGCUGCUGCAGCUGCUCAUGCAGCUGGGCUCGGUGCUGCUCACGCGCUGCCCGUUCUGGGGCUGCUUCAGCCAGCUCAUGCUGUACGCCGAGAGGGCGGAGGCGCGACGGAAGCCCGACAUCCCCGUGCCCUACCUGUACUUCGACAUGGGCGCCGCCGUGCUGUGCGCCAGCUUCAUGUCCUUCGGCGUCAAGCGGCGCUGGUUCGCGCUGGGCGCCGCGCUGCAGCUGGCCGUGAGCACCUACAUCGCCUACGUGGGCGGCCACGUCCACUACGGGGACUGGCUGAAGGUCCGCAUGUACUCGCGCACGGUGGCCAUCAUCGGUGGCUUCCUGGUGCUGGCCAGCGGUGCUGGAGAGCUGUACCGCCAGAAACCCCGCAGCCGUUCUCUGCAGUCCACUGGUCAGGUGUUCCUGGGCAUCUACCUCAUCUGUGUGGCAUACUCGCUGCAGCACAGCAAGGAGGACCGGCUGGCCUAUCUGAACCGUCUCCCGGGAGGCGAGCUCAUGGUCCAGCUCUUCUUCCUGCUCUACGGUGUGCUGGCCCUGGCCUUCCUGUCUGGCUACUACGUGACCCUGGCUGCCCAGAUCCUGGCCGUGCUGCUGCCCCCAGUCAUGCUGCUUAUCGAUGGCAACGUGGCUUACUGGCACCACACGCGGCGCGUGGAGUUCUGGAACCAGAUGAAGCUCCUUGGCGAGAACGUGGGCAUCUUCGGGGCCGCUGUCCUCCUGGCCACUGAUGGCUGAGUCUUGAAGUGCAGCGGCCUGCCUUCCGCCUUGAUGGUCCAGCUGCUGUUCAUCAUGCUUCUUCGUCUCUUUGGUCCUUUGUGUUUCUUUGUUUUUCAUUUCUUUCACCUUCAUAGUCCCGAGGCAGGUCUUAUCCCUGAGUUCAUGGUUGGAGCCUUGUGUGGUGGGAGCCCUGACACGGAUGCCUCAGGCCUGUUCCUGUUUGUGAGGAAAACUGAGGCUUCCAGGGCAGGGUGGGGAGAGUCCCCAGUGAGGGAGCAGGGCUGUAGGGCUGGGGUGCAGGUCCUGGGAUGGGGGACAGAGGAAAGGAGACAGCCACAGCAGCCCCCAAGGCCUCAUGUGUUUGGGAGGUGACUGGGCUCAUAGCUGACUUGCUGUUAGAGGAGGGGCUGGCAGGAAGGGGCAACCACUGGCUGUGUCGUGUGGUCUGGACGGGUUCAUCUCCUGCCCCGGCUUCUCUGCACCUUUCCCUGCCUCCUGGCUGUCCUGAGGUGAGCAACUUUUCCUCUGCCAGGCCCCCAGCCAAGCCAUCCUGCCUUGGAGCCAGCUAUGUUUGUUUGUUUACUUUUGGGUAUCGGGAAUUGAACUCAGGACCUCACACUUGCCAGGAAGGCACUGUACCACCAAGCUAAACCCCUGGCCCCCUGCCACCAGCUACGGACUGAAAUGUGAGCCAAAAUAAAUCUCCCUGAAGUUGUGGGUAUCUGGUAUUUUGUCCCAGCAACAAGGAAAGUAAAACAGAUUUUGGUACCAGGAGUGGGGUCUUUGCCUUAAUGCUACCUGCCCAUGCAGGUCAGAAGUUUUUGGAGCUGGUUCACUGGAGAAGUCUGGAAAAGUUUAGAGAAGCAGCCCUAGAACACUGUAAGCUGAGCUUGAUGGGAGGUCAUGAUUGGAGCUCAGAAAACCAGGAUGCUGGCUAGGUAGGUGGUAUAUGCUUGUCAUCCUAGCAUUUAGGAGGCUGGGGCAUGAAGAUCACUGCAAGUUUAAGGCCAGCCUGAACUUCACAAGUGAGCCCCUGUCCCAAACCAAAAAACUCCAAACAAUAUUUUACCAGAAUCCUGAUAAAAAGGCAGGCCUUAAAGACCAGACUCAGGACGUUUCACUUAGGGACAGGGAUUCCUUUGGCAGUUGGACUGCAGGUCAUGUUUAUUGCUCUGGUAGAAAGCUUGUGUACCUUUUGCUCUUGUCCUGAGACUGCAGGAAACAGGACAGCAGUCUAACCCGGCAGAGGAGAUGUAAAGGCAACCCAGCGUGAGGGAAGUGGCAUGGGCACUAUUGGUGGCUUUCAACUAUAUCUUCAUUAAGAAUCAAGAGCAAAUGGCAUGGUUGAGUGAUUUUAAAAGUUUUGAUUUUCACAGAAAAACAGUUCCUGUAAAGUUGGAGCAGAGGAGACCCUGGUUUUGGAAAAUAACAAGCAUUAAAAAGAAACCAAGUACCUUGGAUGAGGAUAGUAGGAAAUAAGGGCUUGAGGGCAUGUCAGCAAUUAGCACGAUGCCCUCCUUUGGCAGGCUCAGGAUGCGGGGCUGUAAGACUUUGCUUUGAGAAAAGAGCCCCAUGGCAGCAAGCUUGAGAAAAGCCACCUAGGAAAUGGGUUCCCUGGGAUCCAGUUCACUGCACUCAGGCAUCCAGACACCCAGAGGCCUCUGAAGCUGCCAUUCAGGG
Molecule: messenger RNA, 2500 nt
Organism: Chinchilla lanigera (long-tailed chinchilla)
Lineage: Eukaryota; Metazoa; Chordata; Mammalia; Rodentia; Chinchillidae
Gene: Tmem101
Product: transmembrane protein 101
Biological process (GO): positive regulation of canonical NF-kappaB signal transduction
Source: RefSeq, a predicted model, not a curated record